UGCGGUCAUAUAGCUAUAGAGAAAGGCUGCAAUUCUCAUUGUUCGUUUAGUCGUUUACGCAUAGGCAUCGGUAAUUUCUAAAAAACAAUACUCAUUCUACUGGAAACAAUACUCGAAUUUCGAUUCUGCUCUCUACGUGAUGAAGUGUGCACUGCUUGUCCUGUUUGCCGUUGGCUUGUCAUCAGCCAGAACUAUUACCUACCAUAAUUUGACCGUAUCCAGCGACGAAAUCAUUUCUGAUGAGGAUAUACUCAAAAAUUUGACUCAGUCCGUCUACGCGUUUCAUCAAAGCAUGGACGAUUACAUCGACUGGGUAUCAUUCGACAACAUAUUUGAAGAAAUGAUCAAGCAUAGCGGAGAACUUGCAGUUUCUAAUAUGGGAAGUAUUAGAAGUUAUUUUCUCAAAAGCCGUGAUUUUUAUUUCGAUGCAGUAGCUAGUGUAUACGAAUGGUGUGCUACAAUUGACAUAAUGAUGACGACGUAUGUUUAUUUAUUCGAAGAUUAUACCGAACAAGUUAAAGAGCUACAAAAAGAUUGCCUCAACGAGACUUUAAAUAAUGGAAUAAAACUUUUGACUAGAAGUGUUGAACUUUUGGACCAGAGUCGAAAUCACGUUAAUACAGGUAUUACAGACCUGUCAAACGUCAUGUCUAAGGUAACCAAUGCUUUUCGAAACGAUCAAAAAGAGGAUACGGCUACCAUCAAUGAUCUAAAUAAACAGACAAUGAAUGUUUUGGAGAAAAGUUUGUUCAAUGGAAUCGUAAGUAUCAUUAUGGUGGAAACAAUAUAUAAACCCGAAGUACAGAAAAAAUUCGAUUUGAUCAAGUCAUCAUUUGAUUUCAUGAACGAGAAAGUUAGACUUUCGAUCAAAAAGGGUCUCGAAAUUAAAGAAAAGUUGUCACUCGAAAUUGUGUAUAUUACAGGAUUGAGAGGAACGGUCAGCUCGAAUAAAUUAACAUUUGGUGGAAAGUAUAUGUUUCCUGUGCUUAAAAUGUCUGCUAAUAAAUUGAAAAAUGAAUGCAGCACGUACCAAACGAGACAUAUUAAAAAAACAGAAUAAGAUCAUUUUGCGAACCCGAAUGUAAAAUCAUGUAAUUUU
Molecule: messenger RNA, 1099 nt
Organism: Drosophila rhopaloa
Lineage: Eukaryota; Metazoa; Arthropoda; Insecta; Diptera; Drosophilidae
Product: hemolysin E-like
Exons: 2
Coding region: 140-1060 (306 amino acids)
Biological process (GO): hemolysis in another organism
Source: RefSeq, a predicted model, not a curated record